GACAGAGUUAAGGCUGGCUGAGGCGGGGCCUCUGGGGCUUUUCUUAUCUCCGCCUUUCGCCUCAAGAAUGAGUGUCCUUCUAAGGAAACACGGUCAGACUAGAUGGACUCCAACACAUUUUUGCGCGUAACUUAGAAUGGCUGCGAAUCUCUAGCCCGCACAUUUCAGUGGUCAAUACGACGCACUCGCCCCCCCCCCAAGAAAAAAGAGAGAACACGUGAAAAAAAAAGAAGAACCUUCAAACGUUAAUGUAGGAUUGUAGGUGGGGCCCAUUGGACACCUUAAUGAAUUCCUGGGAGGGGGAGGUUUAGCUGGCAGGAGGUCAGCACCAUACACGGAGAUCCAGGGAGAGGCGGAGAGGCGGAUUCGGGGUGUCCGGAUAAAGUCCGCCACGGAUGAGAGGGGCAUGGAGAUGCUGCGCCGCUCCUCCGUAUUCGCGGCCGAGGUGAUGGAGGUGUUCGACCGAUCUCCCACUGACAAGGAGCUGGUGUCGCAGGCCAAGGCCUUAUGCAGGGACUUCAUCCACUCCAGACUGAACCGGGCCGGGAUAGGCUGGCACAAACCCGAGCACGGACUGUCCGCGUCGGGAGGUCCCCUCGGAGAGAUAUCAUCGGUUCUUCUAUGGCUCGGUGAUGAGUUGGAGUACCUGCGCCCCAACAUUUACAGGAAUGUAGCACGACAGCUCAACAUCACGGUGGCAUCUGAGAGUGUGGUGUCUGAUGCACUCCUGGCUGUGGCUGCAGACAUAUUCUCUACAGGUGUGACAUGGGGAAAGGUGGUUUCUCUGUAUGCAGUUGCAGGGGCCCUGGCAGUGGACUGUGUGCGACACGGCCAUCCAGCCAUGGUCCAUACCAUCGUUGACUGCAUUGGGGAGUUUGUCCGCAAGAGUCUGACCUCCUGGCUGAAGCGAAGAGGGGGCUGGGUGGAUGUAACAAAAUGUGUGGUGAACACUGAUCCCAGCUUCCGCUCUCACUGGCUGGUGUCCGCUGUGUGUGCAUUUGGACACUAUCUGAAGGCAGUGGUGUCUUAUGUCCUGCGGGAAAAGUGAACGGCAUCAUCACACACUGUCUGGACUAUGGACAGAUUUUCUCCUUCACCACCAUAGUACAACAUUACUCCAUGGACGCAUCCACAGUUUUGGAUAUGUUUACACUUGCUGAAAUUUGCCCUGAAUCUGCAUUCAUGAACAAGCAUACCUUCACAGAUAUUGUGGACUCGUCUCGCCUCCUCUGCUUCAUGUGCUGGAGUGUUAAUUGUAAAAUUAUGACACACACUCAAGAUAGUGUUCAAACGUAAAAGUACUAGACAACCUAAAAGCUAUGCUAAUUACAUCCACCUCAUCUCUGGUGUCCUUACAUUCAAGUUAUAAAUUUCACAAAACCUGAACAAAAGCCUAUAUGAAAAUACUGAAAAUAUGUGACUUUUUUAGUGUGUAGAUCAUAAAUUAAGCUGAACAUGGUCCCCCACUAAUAACAGUAAUGAUUAGGGUGCACUGCUGCCAGAGGUUGAAAGCGACAGGUAUUGUGAAGUCAAGAGGACUGUGUAAUUCAACAGACUAGUGCCUGCUGGACACUGACUUGCAAAACUAACAAAGUAAAAAAAAAAAAAGUUCCUCUGCAGAGACAUUUUAGGUCUGAUGAACAAAUAAAAAAAAACUAUCUAUCUGAAUUGCCUGCCCUCCAUCUGACAGUAUUUUGGUCUAUUAAAAACUGAGUGUAAAAAUGCAACAAACAUUUCUGAUGUAAAGAAGACCAACAUGUCAUAUAAAAUGCCAGUUUAGGAGUUAGCACUGUACACUUAAUGCACCUGCGUGUGUGCUUGUUUAUGCAUUUUGUUUGUGUGUGUGUGUGUGUGUGUGUGCGUGUGCGUGUGUGUUUAUCUACAGUCAUAAGCACCAAAUGUCCUGCUAAAUAUAGUAAAGCCACAAACCAAGUACUUUGUGAGGUCAUAUCCCAAUAGGAAAGGGGUUAUUUCUGGGAAGGGGUAAGGCUGGGGUUGCAGCUGGGGCUAUCGUUAGGCUGAGGUCUAGUAUUAAAGUUAUGCAUUAGAAUUAGGUUGAGGGUUAAGGUUAGGGUAAUGGGUGAGGUUAGCGCUAGGGAAAUGGUUAAGAUUGAGGUUAAUUUUCCAGUUCGGGGUUAAAGAAAUAAGAUUUUGCCUAACGAUUUUUUUUGUCACCACAAGGAUAUAUGAACAAACGAGUAUGUAUGUAUGUAUGUAUGUAUGUAUGUAUGUAUGUAUGUAUGUAUGUAUGUAUGAGGAGAGAGAGAGAGGUUGUGUGUUUACUCACUUGCCUUUUUUGUAUUUUUUCCUGUGUGACAGUGGGUUGGUCUUGACUGUUUUUAUAUUUAUUGUAAGUGCAACUGGCAACAAUCUUUUUUUCCCUUGAGCUUAAGCACGUUGAUACGAUUUAAUGUUAUGAAUGGACUUUAUUCUGUGAAUAAUUUCAGUUACUUGGCAUGUAGCACCCAGUGUAUUAUUCGUUGACAACUGUCACUCAAUAAACGCAUCCAA
Molecule: messenger RNA, 2511 nt
Organism: Lampris incognitus (smalleye Pacific opah)
Lineage: Eukaryota; Metazoa; Chordata; Actinopteri; Lampriformes; Lampridae
Gene: boka
Product: BCL2 family apoptosis regulator BOK a
Exons: 5
Coding region: 407-1048 (213 amino acids)
Biological process (GO): regulation of apoptotic process; intrinsic apoptotic signaling pathway in response to DNA damage; extrinsic apoptotic signaling pathway in absence of ligand
Cellular component (GO): mitochondrial outer membrane
Molecular function (GO): protein homodimerization activity; protein heterodimerization activity
Source: RefSeq, a predicted model, not a curated record